AGGGGGAGGAAUCGCGUGGAUCAGACUAGCGCAGGCGCACUCUUGUGAUCUGCGUGCUCAGUCCUGCGUUUCUCGUCUCCCUCGUGCCUCCUUUUGUGCUCUGCAGGGUUUGCGUUGGGUGCUGAAGUCAACCGCCCGAGCUCGCGCCCCGUGUUAGGCUUAGCUAACUGGCUCCUACUUCCCCCUCCCCUCUCGCCCCUAUCAGGUGGGCCGUGCCUGUUCCAUGGUGAGCCAAGAGGACUUUGACCUCCAGGGCGUAGUCCGUGGGGGGGCUUCAGGCGCCCCAGUCCCGCCUCCCUCCUCUUCUCCAGUCUCUCCUCAGUUCUCUUCGGGUGGAGGCAGUCCCCUAUCCCGCUGUAGCCCCAGCGCGGCCUUUCAGUUCGCCUCCUGGCUUGGCGGCAAAGAGCAGGAGCUCUCCCCCUGUGACUGGCAGGCAGGGAGGCAAGUCGUCCUCCCCCCCCCCCCCGCAGAAACUCGCACUGACAGUCCAGGGUCGCAGGUCCUGGCGGCAUGGAGUAUGCAAUCUGCCUUGGAUUUCAGUGAGAAAGGUGGAUUAUAAAUAAACAACAAUAAUAAUAUAUCUAGUGCUACAAUAUUUUGAACACCAUUUUCAGUAUACUGCAUUUGCUGCUAACUAUUCUUCACCUGGUGACUGUUUGACCCUUGUGACAUUACUGAAGUAUGGUUUCAGUCUCUGAGUACAUAAACAACAAAAAACACCAGCAGUAGGGGUCAAAGAAGCUAGUGAACACAGUUCUGAGUUGUGCAGAUGAUGCAUUGGCUGGAAUUGUGGCCUGUAAUCCUGGCCUCCAACUGCUGCAGGGUCACAGAGUGGCAUUGCGUUCUGACCUGGAAAAUGUGGAGGGCAAAGUGGCACUUAUAUCUGGAGGUGGUUCAGGUCAUGAGCCUGCCCAUGCAGGAUACAUUGGGAAGGGAAUGCUCACAGGAGUGGUGGCUGGCCCAGUGUUCACUUCUCCUGCAGUAGGCAGCAUUCUGGCAGCAAUCCGAACUGUGAGACAAGCUGGAGCAGUUGGGACACUGCUAAUAGUGAAGAACUAUACUGGGGAUCGUCUGAAUUUUGGGCUGGCACUGGAGCAGGCACGGGAAGAAGGAGCUGUUGUGCAAAUGGUGGUGAUUGGUGAUGACUCUGCCUUUUGGACACAAAAGAAGACUGGCAGGAGAGGUCUCUGUGGCACAAUACUCAUACAUAAGGUGGCUGGGGCUUUGGCUGAGGAAGGUGUUGGUCUGAAUGAAAUUGUUCGCAAAGUUACUCCUGUUGCAGCAGCAAUGGGCACCUUGGGAGUGAGUCUGUCCCCAUGCAGUGUCCCUGGAUCCAAACCUACUUUUCAGCUUGCUGAGGACGAAUUUGAACUAGGCUUGGGAAUUCAUGGUGAAGCAGGUGUACGCAGGAUGAAAAUGAUGCCAGCAGAUAAAAUAGUGAAAAUAAUGCUAGAUCACAUGACCAAUCCUUCCAAUGCCUCACAUUUGUCCCUCAAGCCUGGUGCUUCUGUAGUCUUGGUGGUGAACAACUUGGGAGGCCUGUCUUACUUAGAAUUGAGCAUAGUGGCUGGGUCAGCCGUGCGCUGUCUUGAGAACAGGGGCAUUCACAUUGCCCGAGCUUUCGUUGGCUCCUUCAUGACUGCACUGGAGAUGGCUGGUGUCUCGCUUACACUUCUGCUUGUGGAUGAUGAGCUCUUGAACCUUAUUGAUUCAGAAACCACAGCUGUGGCCUGGUCACAACAUGCCAGAGUGUCGGUAUCACGCAAGAGAAGAGAGAGGAUAGCACCUGAGAAAUACCCCGAGGAAGAGAAGUUUGUUCCAACAGGAGUGCCAACCUCCCAACAGAUUAUAUUAGUUCUAGAGACAGUAUGCAGUACUCUGCUGAACUUACAGGAGAGACUCAAUGAUCUGGAUCGUGCCGCAGGUGAUGGAGACUGUGGCAGCACACAUGCUCGUGCUGCCAGAGCAAUCCAGGAGUGGCUGAGUGUAAACCCUCCACCAGAACAUCCAUCUCAACUACUCUCUGCCCUGGCAAGAUUGCUGCUGGAGAAGAUGGGAGGCUCCUCAGGGGCGCUCUAUGGGCUGUUUCUGACAGCAGCUUCUCAGCCCCUACGAAUGAACAGUGAGCUGUCAACUUGGUCAGUGGCCAUGGACGCUGGUAUUGAAGCCAUGAAGCGAUAUGGUGGAGCUGCACCAGGAGACAGAACCAUGCUGGAUUCACUCUUUGCUGCUGCUGAAGAGCUGAGAGCUCUGAGGAAUCCUGGGGCAAAUCUGAUACAAGUUCUGACCAGUGCUGUACGGCGAGCAGAAGAAGCUGCUGAAUCUACCAAGAAUAUGGAAGCAGCUGCAGGCAGGUCCAGUUACAUUGGCUCAGCCCGCCUAGAUCAGCCAGACCCUGGUGCUGUGGCAGCUGCAGCUAUUCUUCAGGCAGUGUUGCAAGGACUGCAAGCUAAACCAAUGUGACUUGGUGGCAUAAUUUUCCCUCGCCACAAACUGAUUCAUCAGUUGGCAAGAUGUUGCAGGAGCAUCCUUCCUUUCCUGUAUAACGCUCUGUGCUUGAAUCAAAGGAUCUUCAGAGUGAUAAGGUGCUGCUCCUGCUCUACACAGUCUGCAACCAUACCUGAGAGUGUUCUUACAAUGAUUUCUUUUUUAAUUUCUGCAAGCUCAAGCAAAUGGAUAGGACUUUUCUUUUGCUUGGACCAAUAUUUUUGCUUUUCUAAUUCCUGCUGUAAAUAAAAUAUUUUCUGGAGGUACUUGCAGAGUACUGUAGAAAAGAGUCAAUUACAUCCUAAACUGUAACAUCUCCCUCCUGUUUGUUAGAGCUGUACUUUAAUUAAAGCCAUGUACUGAUGCACUUAAAUACUA
Messenger RNA from Eublepharis macularius, 2865 nucleotides. RefSeq names its product triokinase and FMN cyclase (gene TKFC). NCBI's taxonomy places the organism in Eukaryota, Metazoa, Chordata, Lepidosauria, Squamata, Eublepharidae. Gene Ontology annotation, biological process: glycerol catabolic process. The record is from RefSeq and is a predicted model, not a curated record. Gene Ontology annotation, cellular component: cytosol. The transcript is spliced from 18 exons. Gene Ontology annotation, molecular function: glycerone kinase activity; ATP binding. Bases 937 to 2463 code for a protein of 508 amino acids.